Brachypodium distachyon (stiff brome) is the source of this 2777-nucleotide messenger RNA. Its product is annotated as putative potassium transporter 8. Gene Ontology annotation, biological process: potassium ion transmembrane transport. The record is from RefSeq and is a predicted model, not a curated record. Gene Ontology annotation, molecular function: potassium ion transmembrane transporter activity. The coding region runs from base 221 to 2581 and encodes 786 amino acids. Lineage: Eukaryota; Viridiplantae; Streptophyta; Magnoliopsida; Poales; Poaceae. Gene Ontology annotation, cellular component: plasma membrane. The transcript has 10 exons.
CUCUUUUCACCGUGGCAUGUGCCUUUCGCUUUUUCUGGUCGGCAGUGCUCGGCUGGUCCUUCGCCCUAUCCCCCUUCUAUCUAUCAUUCAGUCCCGUUUUGUGAGUGCUCAGCCAAGCCCCUCGCUCAAUCUUUGCACUGUUCUUCCUUGUCUGUUUUUGGGGAAAUCAACCAAGCUGAGUGUUAUGUGUGAAGGAGGCUGAUUGAUUUCUCACGGAGCAAUGGAUCUUGAGUUCGGGAGGGGCAUGAGAUCCCCGCUGCAGAGGGACUCAUGGAAGACCACCAUGCUCCUGGCGUACCAGAGCCUAGGAGUGGUCUAUGGAGACCUGAGCAUAUCCCCCUUGUACGUCUUCAAGAGCACCUUCGCCGAGGAUAUCCAGCACUCGGACACCAACGAGGAGAUCUUCGGCGUCCUCUCCUUUGUCUUCUGGACACUCACUCUCAUCCCUCUCAUCAAGUACGUCUCCAUUGUCCUCCGAGCCGACGACAAUGGCGAGGGAGGGACUUUUGCCCUCUACUCUCUGAUUUGCCGGCAUGCCAAUGUGAGCCUUCUCCCAAACAGGCAGAUUGCUGAUGAGGAGCUCUCCACGUAUAAGCUUGACCGGAAUCCAGAAACCACCGAGAAGACUCUCGUCAAGGUGUGGCUCGAGAAGCACAAGAACCUGCACACCGCCCUCCUCAUCAUGGUGCUGAUUGGCACGUGCAUGGUGAUUGGGGAUGGUGUUCUGACGCCGGCUAUAUCUGUGUUUUCAGCGGUGUCAGGGCUUGAGUUCUCCUUGUCCAAAGAUCACCAUGAAUAUGCUGUCAUUCCGAUAACCUGCGUCAUAUUAGCAUUUCUGUUUGCCCUCCAACAUUAUGGUACACAUAGGGUCGGAUUUAUCUUUGCCCCAAUAGUUCUAGCAUGGUUAAUCUGCAUGAGUGCUCUUGGCCUUUAUAAUAUCAUACAUUGGAAUCCUCAUGUCUACCAAGCUCUAAAUCCCUAUUACAUGUUCAAGUUCUUAAAGAAGACUAGAAAAUAUGGCUGGAUGUCACUUGGUGGAAUUUUGCUCUGCAUGACAGGAUCUGAAGCAAUGUUUGCAGAUCUUGGACACUUCUCAUACAGUGCAAUCCAGCUUGCCUUCACUUCUUUAGUUUACCCUGCGUUGAUUCUGGCAUACAUGGGUCAGGCUGCAUACUUAUCAAAACAUCAUGACUUUUACUCAAACUCCCAAGUUGGAUUUUACAUCGCAGUUCCAGAUAAAGUGAGAUGGCCUGUGCUUGUACUGGCGAUUCUGGCUUCAGUGGUUGGAAGCCAAGCAAUCAUCAGUGGAACAUUCUCAAUUAUCAACCAGAGUCAGUCCCUAAGUUGCUUCCCUCGGGUAAAAGUUGUACACACAUCUGAGAAAAUUCACGGCCAGAUAUAUAUCCCUGAGAUUAAUUGGCUGCUCAUGAUCCUCUGCAUUGCUGUGACCGUUGGAUUUAGAGACACAAAGCACAUGGGAAAUGCAUCCGGACUAGCAGUGAUCACGGUGAUGCUGGUUACCACAUUCCUCACAUCCCUUGUCAUCAUGCUGUGCUGGCACAAGCCACCACUGCUGGCCCUGGGCUUCCUCCUAUUCUUCGGCUCCAUCGAGGCGCUCUACUUCUCGGCAUCACUCAUCAAGUUCCUUGAGGGCGCAUGGCUCCCGAUCCUUCUUGCCCUUAUUCUCAUGGCCGUCAUGCUCGUCUGGCACUUCACGACCAUCAAGAAGUAUGAGUUCGACCUGCAGAACAAGGUCACUCUGGAGUGGCUUCUCGCCCUCGGUGACAAGCUUGGCAUGGUCCGUGUACCGGGCAUUGGACUCGUCUACACCGACCUCACCUCAGGUGUCCCUGCCAACUUUUCCCGCUUUGUGACCAACCUCCCGGCGUUCCAUAAAGUCCUGGUCUUUGUAUGCGUCAAGUCAGUUCCUGUGCCAUACGUGUUCCCCGCCGAACGGUAUCUCAUUGGCCGAGUUGGUCCCCCAGGCCACCGGUCCUACCGGUGCAUUGUGCGAUAUGGUUACCGUGAUUUUCACCAAGAUGUCGACUCCUUUGAGACCGAGCUGAUCGAGAGCCUUGCAACAUUCAUAAAGCUAGAUGCCUCUUACCGGUGCAGCGAGGCCAGCGAGCACCAGCUGGAGGAGCGGGAGCCAGGGCUGACCGUGGUUGGAAGCAACCUGCUCCAGGACCAUUCUGGCUACGACUUCCAAGACAGCGUCCAGCACUCGGCCGCAUCUGUUGAAAUGCGCCCUGCUGACAGCCCCAGUGGCACGGAAUCGGAGCUCACGGUGCAGGCCAACUCGGCGAAGCACGUGAGGUUCUUCAUAGAUAGCCUGGUGGCGAGCCCUGAGGCGGAGAAGCACGUGACCGAGGAGCUGGAGGCGCUGUCGGCGGCGAGGGAGGCCGGCACGGCGUUCAUCCUGGGGCACUCGCACGUGCAGUGCAAGCCAGGGUCGUCGGUGGUGAAGAAGCUGACGGUGGUCGGGUACAACUUCCUGCGGCGCAACUGCCGCGGCCCGGACGUGGUGCUGCGCGUGCCCCCGGCGUCGCUCCUGGAGGUCGGCAUGGUGUAUGUGCUAUGAAACGGCGUGUUUCUUCUUCCUCUUCGUUUUGCCCCUGUUUCGAAUUCUGAUAGAGAUUGUUUAUAUACACACACAGUUCCUGUAUCAUAAGUCUGCUGACCAGCGUGUAGGUAACUUGUCGGUGAUGUUGUAACCUGUAAUGGCCUGCUCCCUGGAGUAUUUUGCAUCCGGCUGUAUACGGGCAUACGGCGAGCAA